Molecule: messenger RNA, 1866 nt
Organism: Dioscorea cayenensis subsp. rotundata (Guinea yam)
Lineage: Eukaryota; Viridiplantae; Streptophyta; Magnoliopsida; Dioscoreales; Dioscoreaceae
Product: 3-ketoacyl-CoA synthase 5-like
Exons: 1
Coding region: 70-1575 (501 amino acids)
Biological process (GO): fatty acid biosynthetic process
Cellular component (GO): membrane
Molecular function (GO): acyltransferase activity, transferring groups other than amino-acyl groups
Source: RefSeq, a predicted model, not a curated record
ACCCCUCUACCUCUUCAACCACUUACUCCACAAGAACAGCGUCAGUCUUCCCAAAAACCAAAAGAAAGAAUGGCAACCUCUGCACAGCCAUCCUUACCAGAGUUCUCCUCCUCAGUCAAGCUUAAAUACGUGAAACUCGGCUACCAAUACCUCGUCAACAAUUUCAUCACCUUCUUACUCAUCCCUGUAAUCGCCACUAUCAUCUUACAGCUUCUCAAAACCGGGCCUGAAGAUCUCCAUGCUUUAUGGAAAAUGACUCUCCAGUUAGAACUCCUGCACGUCAUCUCUACUCUUUUCUUAGCCAUAAUAGCAUGCACCAUAUACUUCAUGUCUCGUCCUUACCCUGUUUACCUUAUUGAUUACUCCUGCUACAAACCCCCUAAAACAUGCCGUGUUCCUUUCGCCACUUUCAUGGAACACACUCACCACAUCUCUUCCUUUGAUGAGAAGAGCGUCCAGUUCCAAAUGCGCAUUCUUGAACGCUCCGGCCUCGGUGAAGAGACUUGUUUACCUCCUGCCAAUCACUAUAUUCCUCCCAGAGCAACCAUGGAGGCUUCUCGCGCUGAAGCCCGCCUCGUCAUGUUCUCCGCCAUUGACGACCUUCUCAAGAAAACCGGUUUGAAACCUAAAGACAUUGAUAUUUUGGUCGUCAACUGCAGUCUCUUUUCACCUACUCCCUCUCUUUCCGCCAUGAUCAUCAAUAAGUACAAACUCCGUAGUAAUAUUCGCAGCUUCAAUCUCUCCGGCAUGGGCUGCAGCGCCGGUUUGAUCUCCGUCGACCUCGCCCGUGAUCUCCUUCAAGCUCACCCUAACUCCAACGCUCUUGUUAUCUCCACUGAGAUCAUUACUCCAAAUUUCUAUACCGGAAACCAGAGAUCCAUGCUCCUCCCCAACUGUUUGUUUCGCAUGGGCGCUGCUGCCCUGCUCCUCUCUAACCGGAGCCGUGACGCUCGGCGAGCCAAGUACCGGCUUCUCCACACCGUCCGCACUCACCGCGGCGCUGACGACAAAGCCUACCACUGUGUCUACGAAGAAGAGGACAAAGAUGGCCUCUCCGGCAUCUCUCUCUCCAAAGACCUCAUGGCCAUCGCCGGCGAAGCUCUCAAGUCAAACAUCACCACCAUGGGACCCUUAGUCCUCCCAGCCUCCGAACAACUCCUCUUCCUCUUCACUCUCAUCGGGAGAAAACUCAUCAACCCCAAAUGGAAACCAUACAUCCCAGACUUCAAACAAGCAUUCGAUCACUUCUGUAUUCACGCCGGCGGCCGUGCCGUAAUAGACGAGCUACAAAAGAACCUGCAUCUCUCGGCCGAGCACGUCGAAGCAUCUCGCAUGGCACUGCACCGGUUCGGCAACACGUCGAGCAGUUCACUCUGGUACGAACUUAGUUACAUAGAAGCUAAAGGCAGGAUGAGGCGUGGUGACCGGGUGUGGCAGAUCGGGUUCGGCAGUGGAUUCAAGUGCAACAGUGCGGUUUGGAAGUGCAUGCGCACGGUCAGGACUCCGACCGAAGGGCCUUGGGAUGACUGUAUCCACCGUUACCCUGUCCACAUUCCGGACGUUGUCAAGCUCUGAUGGGUUCACUCAUUCCCAUGCACUGUUUAAUUAGAAACAAGAAAACAAAUUAAGGUUGUGAAAUAAUAUAUAAGUAGCUAGCUAGAUUGCGUUAUCAUAUCUUUGGUUCUAGAAUCGGAAAAGAAGACAAAGUGUGAGUGAUUUCGAUCCUUCCAAUUCCAUCAUGUAUAAUUUACGUGUUUCUUCGUCCUUUGUUUACAGAAUAUCAUUAUUAAUUGUUGUCCUUUACAAAGUUUGAUUUGUAUUAUAUAUAUCAUGCGAAAGUAUAAAGUUCUGUUACUUUUUAAUCUC